Colletotrichum aenigma is the source of this 1350-nucleotide messenger RNA. RefSeq lists its product as uncharacterized. The record is from RefSeq and is a predicted model, not a curated record. Bases 1 to 1350 code for a protein of 449 amino acids. The transcript has a single exon. NCBI's taxonomy places the organism in Eukaryota, Fungi, Ascomycota, Sordariomycetes, Glomerellales, Glomerellaceae.
AUGGCUGAAGAUACUCACAUGCCGAGUUUCAUUCUCCGGGAAGGCGCCAGCGACAAUUUUUCCGGUUCCAUUCUCAGCGAGGAUUUCACCAAUCAAGCCAGCACUUUCUGCACGUCUCCAAACGACCCAAACGUCACCAUCUUUCCGCAUCAAACCCGCAGGAGUAUUCGCCUUCUUAGGUUUGGUGAUACCCGAGGCAGCGUAUUUGAUAUGGAUCAAAUUGAAGAGGAAGAGGAGCGUGAAUUCGGAGAAUCCAGCGAACCAGCCGCCGGAUCGUCAAGCAACGCCCCAGCUUCUGGCCAAUCUUCUGGCCAAUUUCAGCAGGCCAGCGCUGGAACCUUUCAAAGGGCUCGAGACCCUUCGCCAAUUCUCAACCCUCGCGUCGUGGGAGUGAACGACUCGGAUGAGGAGACUGAAGCUUCUUCAUUUGAGUCACUGCAUUUUCCCAGUUCGCCCAGAGCUCGUUCAGCAUCUGGUGAUGAGCCACUGGCGGGUUCCAACGUCAAGACCCCUUCUUCUGUCACUGCCACGGACGGAGCGGUCUCGGAUACACGCAAGCGCUCGAAAGACGUGUUGCAGAGAGCCGUUUCCUUGGAAGAAGACGGCAUCGCGAGCCAUGAAACUAUUUCGUCCUCAAAAGCGGCCUACGAGACUAAAUUUCUUGGCCAACUCGCUGAACGGCUGAAUAUCACCCAUGUCGUUGCGUCGAGCCCGCAAGUUAUUGAAUUCGCCGGUGAGAAAAUCUUGCUGAGCAUCAGGAACUCGGGAGGCCCCGUCAGAAUCAAGAUUGAGAACGGCCAAGAGAAGGCUGAACCCCUUCAAACUCACGAGGCUCUGGCUUGCACAAGCUCUCGCGAGUCCUCAUCCUCGAACACGGGUGAGCGUGCCACAGAAGCGGAGUCAGUCCACGAGCAUCCAGCUGGUGCAACUGACUCUGAGCUCUCCUCUCAAUCUGGCGCUCUGCAUCAAAGCCCAGCUUUCGAUGUCGGGCCUGAUUUUUCUCUGAGCGGCCAACAGGUUUCAGCCCCCAAGCAAGUAGCAGGCGAGCAGCGCACUUGGGCCAACUACGGCCAAGGUUACCGCAACUCGUCGACAUACACCGACCAGCGCCCUCGAAGCUUCAGGUAUCACAGAAAAAAGGGUGGAUACCUUGGCGGCAGCCGUGGCAGCCACAGAGGCAGCUACGGCUCUGCCCGAGAAGCUACGCACGUGGGUUUCGGAGGUAGCUAUGGAGGCGGCAAUGGCGAUGACUAUAAGGUCACUUACGGAGAUGGCUACCACACAGAGGGUCACCAUGGAGGUGGCCACCAAGGUAGCCAUCUUCGUGGUUUUGGCAGAUGGUUGCAAUAA